Molecule: messenger RNA, 858 nt
Organism: Tupaia belangeri chinensis (Chinese tree shrew)
Lineage: Eukaryota; Metazoa; Chordata; Mammalia; Scandentia; Tupaiidae
Gene: MRPS5
Product: mitochondrial ribosomal protein S5
Biological process (GO): translation
Cellular component (GO): ribosome
Molecular function (GO): RNA binding; structural constituent of ribosome
Source: RefSeq, a predicted model, not a curated record
GGAGAAUACGGCCCUGGACGGGAGCCGGUUCGCUGCCUGCGCUGCAGCAUGGCGGCGGCGGUACGCGCUGCAGGCUGCUUGCCUGCACUGUGCAGCCGGUCGGCGGGUCAUUUAUGGUCCAGGCAGCUUUCCCUAAACACCAUUCCGGCAGCUCCCAUUUUGGCAUUGAAGACUGCUCUCAGCAUCGGUCCUCCGUCAUCACAGGGAUCCAGAGACAGCCGUCGCUUCGCCAGCUUGAGCCACGCCCUGCAGGCACAGUGCUGCAUUUCUUCCGCCAGGAACUUGGCGGCCCAGCAGUACAGGCCGUAUAGUUUCUUCACAAAGUUGACGGCAGACGAGCUUUGGAAAGGAGCCUUAGCGGAGACUGGUGCCGGAGCAAGAAAAGGAAGAGGCAAAAGAACUAAGAAAAAGAGAAGGAAGGACCUGAAUAGGGGUCAGGUCAUCGGCGAAGGACGACACGGGUACCUGUGGCCUGGUCUGAAUGUGCCUCUCAUGAGAAAUGGAGCCGUCCAGACCAUUGCCCAAAGAAGCAAAGAGGAGCAGGAGCAGGUGGAGGCGGACAUGGUCCAGCAGCGGGAAGAGUGGGACCGGAGGAAGAAGAUGAAGGUCAAGCGGGAGCGAGGAUGGAGCGGGAACACGUGGGGAGGCGUCAGUCUUGGCCCCCCUGACCCUGGUCCCAACGGAGAAACGUACGAUGAUUUUGACACCAGGAUACUCGAGGUAAGAAAUGUUUUCAAUAUGACAGCAAAAGAGGGAAGAAAGAAAUCUGUCCGCGUCCUGGUAGCUGUGGGCAACGGAAAAGGCGCAGCAGGUUUUGCUGUUGGGAAAGCCACUGAACGGGCAGAUGCUUUCAGAAAA